AUGUCUACGCUACUCAAACUGUAUCUCUUCGCCUACAAUGCCGUUCAAGCCAUCGGAUGGGCACUCUCUCUGUUCAGAAUUUUGAGUAAUUCCUUCUCAACUCACUCCGUCAGCGGCGCUUAUGCUUCCGCCGGUGAAUUAAUCUGUUUCUUGCAAUCUCUUGCCUUCUUGGAAGUUGUACAUGGAGCUAUAGGGAUUGUUCCUAGUGGAGUACUGUUUCCUCUGAUGCAAUGGGGUGGGAGGACUCAUUUUCUGUUAGCCAUUGUACGACGUAUUCAUGAGGUCCAAGAACUACCAUCAGUCUUCAUAACUUUUGUUGCUUGGAGCUUAUCUGAGGUGAUCAGAUAUUCGCACUAUGCAGUUAACUGCUUUGGCCACCCGCCAUAUUGGAUCACUUAUCUCAGGUACACCGCGUUCAUCAUUUUGUAUCCCAUAGGAGUUGCUCCUGGAGAAAUUUGGCUCAUGUAUCAAGCCCUUCCAUUGAUCAAGGAAAAGAAGCUAUAUGCAGAUUUCUUUUUUGGCCUUCCUUUUGGCUACUACAGAUUUGUUUCGUUUACAUGUCCUGUAGCUAUUCAGGCUUCAUUUUCAUUAUACAUUGCUCCAUAUAUAUCUUCUUGCAUCAUUUCUUUGUUUUGCUAUACAUGCUCAUUGAGUUGCAAUUGUUAUCAAUUUGUUGUACCAGAUUCUGCUGAUCUUCUAUCCAUUUUUGUGGCUGAAACUGUACCUGCACAUGUUCAAGCAGAGAUCAUCAAAACUUGGAAAACAACAGAAGAAGAAGAAAAACUGAAAAUGUGA
Molecule: messenger RNA, 795 nt
Organism: Oldenlandia corymbosa var. corymbosa
Lineage: Eukaryota; Viridiplantae; Streptophyta; Magnoliopsida; Gentianales; Rubiaceae
Source: the annotation of a GenBank genome assembly